Messenger RNA from Athene cunicularia (burrowing owl), 2788 nucleotides. It is a transcript of the gene C8H1orf226, whose product is annotated as chromosome 8 C1orf226 homolog. Lineage: Eukaryota; Metazoa; Chordata; Aves; Strigiformes; Strigidae. The record is from RefSeq and is a predicted model, not a curated record.
CAGGGCCUGGGGCCUCUGAGCUUCUUGGCCUGGUGCCAUGAGGCAUGGCCCUCAUGGAAACGGAAACGGUGGGCAAGGCAAAAGUUGUCCAUCACCCUUUUGUAGCUGGUGUGUGGCUCCUGCACUGUGGCACCCAUGCCAUCACUGGAUGACAUCACAAGGGAUUGAUGUCCCAUGUGUGUACGGUGCCCAGCAGGAUGCUCCUGGGCAGUGUGCUCAGCUCCUGGGAUCUCUGGGGAGCCUGGCCAGCACAAGGGGACAGCUGGCCUGGGCUGAGAGACAGCCUUGGUGGGGUGGGCAGUGUGGAGCCCAGGCUGUGGGUGCCCCCAGAGACCCCCUGCUGCUUUGUGAGUGCCUGGCUGAUAAGGGUGCCCGAGUCCCAUCUCCACAGGCAGCAUGGCAGGUCCAGGCAAGAUGUGGUGGACCAGAGCAUGUUUGAGAAUGCUAGCGCCAGCACGGCACCCACGCCACGGCCACAGCACAUCCCCACUGUGGUGGGCGCCCCGGCCCAGCCCUCCCGCCCUGCUGGCAGCCAGCACCUCCGCAACCUGGGCAAGGCUGUGGGGGCCAAAAUGAAUGACCUCCUGCGCCGCAAGGACCCAGCUGGCCUCCCCAGCAUGGGAGUGAUGGAGGUGAAUGCCAGUGCUGGGGCUGUGCUGUGCACGGGACAGCCAGCCAGCGAGGACGGGGCUUUGGGGCUGGAUGCUUUUCCCCGGCUGGACCCCCCGCCCCCUGUCACCAAGAAACGGACACCGCGUGCCCUAAAGACCCCUCAGGACAUGCUCAUUGCACCACAGCUGGAAGGGACCAGCCCAAGGAGCAGCACAGAGGAGACCCCUGAACCACCCACAGCCAACCCUGACCAUUCAGAGGAGCAGCUGGUGACGAGGGACCCAUCCUCUCCAGAAUGUCCUGGGGUGUCCAGCAUGAUGGGUACCCCAGGGCCCAGCGGGGACCAGCCCACCAGUGCCUUCCCCGUGCCCGACCUCAUCCAUAAGGGCAGCUUGGAGAGCCAGUGGCGAGUGGGUGAGAGGGCCACUGAGACCUCACCCCACACGGAGAAGCCCUCCCAGAGACCAGGGCUGGAGCAUGAGCUGACAGGGAACACGGCGCGGCCGGAGCCACAUACUGCUGGCUGGGAGGUGGAGGGGCCCCAUCCUGACCUACUGUCCUUUGAGUAGCAGCAGGGGAGCUGCGACAGGGGGACCGUGGGGGCUGGCUCUCCCAAACAUGUUUCUCACCACCACUUGCCAUUUUUGGGGUCAUUAUUUUGGAGAGAGAGGAGCCCCGGGGUGGCAGAAGCUGUUGUUGGCCCAGUGUGGGGUGUGGGGAGCCAUGACACCCUACUUUCCCCAAAUUCCCCAGCAGGGCACAGCAUGUCCCACCAUGGCUUCUGCAGCCCCAUCCCAGGCCUAUUCACCUGUCCUGUCACAGUGCCACCAUCCUGCCUGCAGCUAGGGGCCAUGCUGAGCUGGGCACCAAGCAUGGGCUUGCUCAACAGCCUGGUCGUCUUGCAUGGGUGCAGAAGGAUCAGCCUGCCCCCAACCCUGUCAGCUCUGCCAGUGUGAGCAUCCCACACUAUUCCCUACUUCUGCGCUGACUGCCCUGGUCCGGAGGAUUUUCUAGCUUAGGCCAUGUGUUUGCUGAGAUAGCCCAUCCCAGCAUGCCAGCAGGUUUGCCCAGCCCUAGCACCUGGUGCCAGGGAGCCAGGAUGGCAGAUGUGCCCACGACCUUCUCCAGGUCUGACCCCUCAGCAUUAGUCUGCCCAGUGCCAUCUCUCUGCAGCAGACCCCCAGCUGCAGGAGACCCACUCACAGCAUGGGCUCUGGUGAGGAGCAGGGCUGGACUCCUGGGGCUGCUGGUCAGUGGGCUCUGAUGGGGAGCAGAGCUCCCUGUGACACCUCCCUCCAGCUCCCUCUUGUUUCCUGAUCUCACCACAGACAGGCAGCCCACACCAUAUGGGCCAGCAUUGCUGCUCUUUAUUUCCUGGGAUGGCGACGUCUUUGCAAGACUGGGACACAAAGAAGCCAUGUGGUCUUCUGAUACUGCUCUGUGAUUGUUUCCCCAUGAAUUAUAGGAUUCGUGGCCUGUGCACCCCUGGGCCAGUGCAAGGAAGCAGCUGUGAGAUGGCACUUUUUGCUUAGAGUUUUUAUGUGAAUCCUCACUUCAAAGGUGGUUUUGAGCAGAAAAGCUCCAAAGAUCAGAUUAGAUCUGGAGAAGGCUGGGAGCUCAUGGUCGGGGCAGCUCUGUGCCUCUUCCUGGGCCACACAAGAUGGUUGGACUGAAGAAACGUCUUCCACCACCCAAAGCCAUGUUGCAGUCCUGGUGAAGGAAGGAGGCCAUGAGCAUGGAUCUCUUUGUCCUGGGAGCAGCCACCGUGGCUCCUUGCCUGUCGGGCAUGGGGGGUGCCAUGGCAGUGCCAGGUCUCUGCAGUGCUUGGCCCCUGGGAAGGACCUGCUCAAGAGCAGAGAGCCUGCGGCCCGCUGGCGGUCGGUGCUGAGGUAUAUAAACACACCCUGUGUAUAAUGUGAUUACACUGUGCAUGGGCGAUGCUGCCCCACAAAUCUAUAUGAAUGAGUAUGUAUAUGUGUGUGCUGCCUAGACCUACACUGCAUUGUAUACGUUGAUAGAAGCAAGGGCAUGUAGCCCCUCUUUGAGGAACCAGCAUCUUCCAACCCUGCCGAUCCCAAGGGAACCUUGCUGCUGGUCCAGUCCCUCUAUUUAUGUUGUCUAGGGUGUGUGUGUAGUUUGGACAAAAGAUGCAGAUUGCACAAUAAAUUUUUUUUUC